Neurospora tetraspora is the source of this 826-nucleotide messenger RNA. RefSeq lists its product as uncharacterized. The record is from RefSeq and is a predicted model, not a curated record. NCBI's taxonomy places the organism in Eukaryota, Fungi, Ascomycota, Sordariomycetes, Sordariales, Sordariaceae. Bases 135 to 581 code for a protein of 148 amino acids. The transcript has a single exon.
UAUUAUGGCGGGAUUUCGUAUGUUCGUAUGGAAUAUAACGCGGUGAUGUGUCGCGCGCGCGCGUGUAGGCUUCGGUGUCUCGCAGUGUCUGUUGUCCUUGUGAAGCCGUGGUGUUGGUGUUGUUGCCGAGUGCUAUGGAGAUGUUCGAAAGGGGGUUGCACUUCUUGAUGUACUUGUAUACACCAGCCACAGCCAUGGCCCUGCCAGUCGCGAAUGAUGUCAGUUUCCACCAUUUACGUGUGGCUGCGCGUAAAGCACUUGCAUGGCCAAUGCGGGGUCCUUUUUUUGGGCGGAGCCUGCUUGAGCCUUCCGUUGCUCGUGGUCCACCGCGACUUUUGGCCCGUCAGUGUCAACGACGAACACCCGCUCCGCCCGCUGGACAAGGGGUUUUCAGAGGCACUGCAGGGCAGGAACGGAGCACUGCACUGCCCAGCGCUUGCCCAGCCCAUCCCAGCGGUUCCAGUGAUGAUGGCUUUUGCGAGGGACCAGAGUGCUGCAGUUCUCACAUGACGCGCGGCACGAGCUCCCGCUUCCAUUUCCAAGUACUUCCAGUUCCACCCGUCAUCCAAUCUUGGCUGUGAUCCCAUGUUUGACCUCGCUCACUAUAGCUGCAAUCUGUGAAGAAGAGUAAAAGAACAAAGGCCCCCAAAACCGAAUACAUUUGAACAAGCCAUCCUCCGGAAAAGAAGAUCGUUCCAUCACGGACAAAAGUGACCCCAAGGAUCUCCCCAGCAAUCUUGACAAACCGCCAGUGUGGGGACGCCCAGGUACCAACCUCGCAUUUACACCACUGAAUUGCAGUCUCCAAGGAAUUGACUGGGCUGAC